Sinocyclocheilus grahami is the source of this 6022-nucleotide messenger RNA. RefSeq names its product phosphatidylinositol-3,4,5-trisphosphate-dependent Rac exchange factor 2 (gene prex2). The record is from RefSeq and is a predicted model, not a curated record. Gene Ontology annotation, cellular component: plasma membrane. Gene Ontology annotation, molecular function: protein binding; guanyl-nucleotide exchange factor activity; GTPase activator activity. Bases 296 to 5041 code for a protein of 1581 amino acids. The transcript has 40 exons. Gene Ontology annotation, biological process: intracellular signal transduction; regulation of signaling; positive regulation of GTPase activity. Lineage: Eukaryota; Metazoa; Chordata; Actinopteri; Cypriniformes; Cyprinidae.
UCCUGUCCUUUUCAUGCUGGAGGGAGGCUGGAUUUGGGAUGAAGGUCUUGGGAGUCACAUGGAGCAAAGUUUUUGAUUGAUGUCCAAGAGCCAUUACUACACUUUUCUCAGGCGUGUAGAGUAGUGCUGAACUUUGAUGCUGCUUCUGAAUGCAGCCGAUUCGUAGAUUGUUUUCAAAUUCAUUCUACCGAACUUGUCCGCUGCUUUCCCCAUCAUGUUUCAAUCCUCCAGCCGGCGUCAAUUCGUUUAAACUUCUGCUCUUGCAACUUUGAAGACUCUCAAGAAGACCAUCGAAAUGACUGAGGAGAGCAAAGCCGACCACAGUGCCCAAAGUGGGAAAGAUUUAGAGAAACAGCUCCGUUUGCGAGUUUGUGUUUUGAACGAACUUCUGAAGACCGAACGGGAUUAUGUUGGGACGCUGGAGUUUCUCUCGGUACUUCUUCAUCGCCUCAAUCAGUAUGCUGUGUCUAAAAUUGAUAAGAAUAUCACAGAGGAAACUGUCAAGGUGCUGUUUUCUAACCUGGAAGAGAUCCUGUCUGUGCACAGGGACUUCCUGUCCAUGGUCGAAGAGCUUCUGCAGCCCGACCCCAACCCGUAUCAUGAAGUGGGCCGCUGCUUCCUGCACUUUAGAGGAAGGUUUCAGAUUUACGACGAGUACUGUGGGAAUCAUGAGAAAGCCCAGAGGCUUCUGCUGGAGCUCAAUAAGAUCAGGACAGUACGCACGCUUCUGCUGAACUGCAUGUUGCUGGGCGGCAGGAAGAACACAGAGGUUCCUUUGGAGGUCUGCCUGGUUGCACCCAUCCAGAGAAUCUGUAAAUACCCAUUACUCCUGAGAGAGCUGCUGAAAAGAACCCCAAAGAAACACAACGACUACUUGAUGGUGCAGGAGUCGCUGCAGGUUAUGAAAGCCGUUUGCUCCAAUAUCAAUGAGGCCAAAAGGCAGAUGGAGAAACUGGAGGUGCUGGAAGAGUGGCAGUCUCAUAUUGAGGGCUGGGAGGGCUCCAACAUCACAGACAGCUGUACGGAGAUGCUCAUGCAAGGAAUUCUGCUGAAGAUCUCUGCGGGGAACAUCCAGGAACGCAUCUUCUUCCUCUUUGACAACUUGCUGGUGUACUGUAAGAAGAAGAACAGGCGUUUAAAAAACAGUAAGACGGCCACUGAGGGUCCUCGUUACUUGUUCCGAGGCCGAAUCAACACAGAGGUCAUGGAGGUGGAGAAUGUGGAUGAUGGAACAGCGGAUUACCACAGCAGCGGGAACAUCGUGAACAACGGCUGGAAGAUCCACAACACAGCGAAGAACAAGUGGUUCGUCUGCAUGGCAAAGACGCCGGAGGAGAAGCAGGAGUGGCUGGAGGCCAUUUUAAAAGAGAGAGAAAGACGAAAAAACUCUGGGAAGAGCCGCAGGAUUACACUGGUGGAGCUUGGCAUGCUCAUUUUGGUUUUGCGGAGAGGUGGAUGGGAAGGAGAGGGAGUUGAGUUUGUGUCGUGGCUGAUGGAGAUCGGAGAGACCAAUAACCCUGAGGAAGGGGUUCAUUUGGGCCAGGCUCUUCUGGAAAAUGGCAUCAUCCACCACGUUACAGACAAGCACCAGUUUAAGCCAGAGCCGGUGCUCUAUAGGUUCCGCUAUGAUGACGGCACAUACCACCCUCGCAGCGACAUGCAGGAUGUUAUCUCCAAGGGUGUGAGGCUGUUCUGCCGACUCCAUAGUUUAUUCACACCGGUGAUCAGGGAUAAGGAUUAUCAUCUACGAACAUAUAAAUCGGUGGUGAUGGCCAACAAGCUGAUAGACUGGCUCAUAGCACAGGGUGACUGCCGAAGCAGAGAAGAGGCGCUGAUCUUGGGGGUGGAGCUGUGUGACAAUGGAUUCAUGCAUCAUGUUUUGGAAAAAAGUGAAUUUAAGGACGAGCCUCUUCUGUUUCGCUUCUUUGCCGACGAGGAAAUGGAGGGUUCCAACACCAAACACAAGCCCAUAAAGCAUGAUCUUAAAAUAGUGGAGAAUGUCAUCGCCAAGUCGCUGCUGAUAAAGCCAAGUGAAGGAGGUUAUGGCUUCACGCUAGAAGAUCGAAACAGAGUACUCAUCGUCAAAUCAGUGGAGAAAGGUUCUCAUGCUGAGAUGGCUGGUCUGGAAGUGGGGAAAAAGAUCUUUGCUAUUAAUGGGGACCUGGUCUUCUUGAGACCUUUCCAGGAUGUGGAAAACUUCCUAAAACAGUGCUUCCACAUCAAAGGCCCCCUCAGAGUACUGGUCAGCACCAAACCCAGAGAGACUGUGAAGAUCCCAGACUCUGUGGACGGAUUGGGCUUUCAGAUCCGGGGGUUCGGCCCAUCUGUGGUGCAUGCGGUUGGCAGAGGCACCGUUGCAGCAGUCGCAGGCCUUCACCCGGGUCAGUGCAUCAUUAAAGUGAACGGCAUCAAUGUGAGCAAAGAAAGCCACGCCAGUGUCAUCGCCCACGUCACAGCCUGCAGGAAGUACCGGCGUCCCACACAGCAAGACUCCAUUAAAUGGGUGUACAACAACAGCGAGAGCGCACAGGAAGACCACAAGAGAACCAAUCAGAAGCCCGCCGCAGGGGAGAACGGAGAUGUGUUUGAGUGUAAAGUUGAAGAAGUCAUGGACAAGUUCAACACCAUCGCCAUAAUAGACGGAAAAAAAGAUCACGUCAGCCUGACGGUGGAUAACGUGUAUCUGGAGUACGGCGUCAUGUACGAGUAUGACAGCACGGCUGGGAUGAAGUGUCACGUCUUGGAGAAAAUGGUGGAACCAAAAGGCUUUUUCAGCCUCACGGCCAAGAUUUUAGAAGCAUUGGCCAGGAACGAUGAGCAGUUGGUGCAGACUUGUAGUCGACUGAGCUCCAGCACAGAGCUUAUCUCUGAGGACCUGCAGACCAGAUUCAGUGCCAUGUGCGGCGAGAAACUGGAGCAUAUCAAUCGAAGGAUCACCAAUUACAGGAAGUUUUCACGGGUUUUGAAGAACAGGGCCUGGCCCACAUUCAAGCAGGCGAAGACCAAGGUUUCCCCUCUACACAGCAGUGACUUUUGCCCCACCAACUGUCACAUCAAUGUAAUGGAGGUGUCUUAUCCCAAGACCACUUCUUCCCUUGGAAGUGCCUUCGGAGUCCAGCUGGACAACAGGAAAAACACUCUAGAGAAAGGAGGCCACAAUUCAGAGCAGGGCAUGCUGAACCCCAUGGUUUACGUCCAGCAUAGUAUCACAAGCAUGGCCGCCCCAUCAGGACACAGUCUUAGCAGGGCAGAAGGUCACGGUCUGCGCUUCCUGCUCCGGGAGGAUGAACUACUCAUCCUGGAUGCCUACCACAAACUGCUGACAAAACUCACCACUGUCGUCAAAGAGAUGGCGUGCUACGCUGCCCAGAUUCAUGAUUUGCUUUCCUCUAUCACACAUCCCACAGGGUCUGAAGGGAAGCCCACUGAGAGCUACAUUUCAGCUGAGAGUGAGUGCGAGAAAAGUGAACGCAAUGGGAAGAAAGUGUGUUUUAAUGUGACCGGAGACGAGCAGGAGGACUCGGGUCACGACACCAUCAGCAACAGGGACUCCUAUAGUGAUUGUAACAGCAACAGGAACUCCAUAGCGUCCUUCACCAGCAUCUGCAGCAGUCACUGCAGCUCUUACGUGCACAGCGACGAGAUGGACUCAGGUGACGAGAUGCCAACCAGUGUGUGGAUAUCUCACGACAAACAGAAGAAGCUACAUGGCUUCCUGGAGCAUCUGUUCAGUCAGGUGGAGUCCAUCACCAGUUUGUUGAAAGGAACAACUGUGACACGAGCCUUUGAACAGACCAAGUGUUUCACUCCGGGACGAGGACUUCAAGAGUUUCAUCAGGACAUGGAGCCUAAGCUUAACUGCACCAAGAAACUGCGGCUUCACGUCAAGCAGGAUCCGUGGAACCUGCCCAGCAGCGUUCAGGCUCUCACACAUACCAUCGCCAAGUUUGCAGAAGAGGUGAAAACGCGGCUACUCUUGGUCCUACUGCAAUACACAGACUCAGAGAUUCAGUUGAGGAGGGAUAUGGUGUUCAGUCAGAGUCUGGUGGCAGCGGUUUGCUCUUUCUCAGAGCAGUUGUUGGCCAUGCUAAAUCAAGCUCUCAGCAUUGAGAGUGAAAGUCAGGAAGCCAGUCGCCGCUGGCUGGAGCAGAUCUCCUCUGCUGGGCUUCUGUUGCAUUUCCAAUCCCUGCUCUCCCCCAACUUGACGGAUGAGCAGGCCAUGCUAGAAGACACACAAGUUGCUCUCAUAGACCUGGAGAAGGUCACAUUCUACUUCCGGCAGUUUGAAGGAGAGCCUCUUGUUGCUAACAUGCCUAUCUCAUACCAAGUUGAGGGCACACGGCAGGCUUUGAAGGUCUGUUUUUACCUAGAGGCGUUCUACUUCCAGCAGUUACCCCAGAGACUAAGACACGGCGGUAGCUUCAAAAUUUACCCCGUCCUGUUCACCCAGGCCUUGGAGAGCAUGGAGGGAUAUUAUUACCGAGAAAAUUUGUCAGUGGAAGAGUAUCAGGCCCAAAUCAAUGCUGGAUCCCUGGAGAAGGUCAAGCAGUACUACAAGAGACUCCGGGCCUUUUAUCUGGAUAAAUCGAACCUUCCCCCCAGCUCAGCUCCCAAAGCAGCCUUCAUAGACAAGCUGAUGCGUCCUCUGAAUGCCCUGGAUGAGUUGUAUAGACUGAUGGAAAGUUUUAUCUCGUGUCGACGGACGGCUGCGUGCCAGUUCACAGCCUGUGGAGCGUCUGGAGUCGGGCUGCUCACCGUGGCCUCGGAGCUGUGCAGCCGCCUGGGAGCUUGUCACAUCGUCAUCUGUAACAGCGGAGUACACCGUUGUACUCUGAGUGUCACGCUGGAACAGGCCAUUCUUCUGGCCCGCAAUCACGGCUUGCCCCCACGAUGCAUCAUGCAGGCCACUGACGUCAUGAGGAAGCAGGGAGCAAGAGUGCAGAACUCGGCCAAGAACCUGGGAGUGAGAGACCGCACCCCAUCAACAGUGCCAAGAUUGUACAAACUGUGCCAGCCUCCACCUCCUGACGGCGACCCCUGAACCCACAUCUUCAACUGAUCUGGCCAAGCUCUGGUCCAACUCCAGACGACACACACAUUGUCCACGUCAAGAGACCCACUGGACGUUCACCCUCACUCUUGCUCAGAGGCAGAUCUGUCCCCUCAACUCAAAGGAUUCACAGCGUAAUAUCUAUUUGACUUUUGUCAGAGCUUUUUAAAGGCACCAUUAUUUUUUUGUUUCAUGCUUUGCUACGACGCAUCUCAUUCUAGACCGAAGAUCAAACAAACAGGAUGUCUGAUCUCCCAGCUGCUGUCAAGUCAUUCACAUCAAUUGAGUGUCAGUCAUAAUGUCUGUUUCAAAUACCUUUGUGCUUUGUGUAAAAAAAAAACAAUAAUUGCACAGUGCUUUAUUCUCUGUAUGUUAAGGGGUAACUUUUGUUUAUAGUUCCUGUUUGGACAUACCAUCAAAAAGCCUCAUUGCAACUGUAUGUGCAUUUUUUUUUUUUCAUCUAUUUUCAUAAAAAUCUUUAACAUAUGUAUAGGUUUGGCUUUCACGUUAUUAGGUUUCUCAACUUAGAGUUUAUUAACACCAUAGUGCAUUAAGCUACAUGUUGCAGUCUCAGUGAAUCUGGAGUGACAUACAGUACUGGAAAGUUCGUACGACAUGGUCAUCAGUGUUGUAGAUUUAUAUAUUUGUCACACUUACAUAGGUAUAUAAGUCAUUUUGUCUCCACAUUUAAAAUAUUCAGUACUCAGGACAGGAGUUGUUAUAUGUUAUAUGUUGCUUAAAAUAACACAUUAAUCAAUCAUUACUAUGCAAUAUUGAGAAACCGCUCUAAACAGGAAUGGUUUAUUAACUCCACAAGUUCCAUUUUGAGAAAUUAAGAUAUUUUAUAAAAUACAUCUGUCUGACUUAAUAUGCUCUUGAUAAAAGCAGCAAGAAGGGAACAUUCAUUCAUGUGAAAAUAUUACUGUAAAAAAGUUUUCACUGAAAAAGACAGUUAUUUAUUUUGUCAUAAAA